AUGGUUGCCUUUGAUAUUCUUGCCACGUGUCUGCUGGCGUCCAGUGUGUCCGCAGGAGGACACAACAGCUACCUUGAGAAGCAAUUCCCCCAGACCUUCUACGACUCUUAUAACGUGCUGAAGUACACUGGUGCCAUUGGACCAUACAGCGACCGUGUUGGAUAUGGCAUCGACCCUGACCCGCCCGAGUCCUGUGCUGUCGAUCAGGUCAUCAUGCUGAUGCGCCAUGGCGAGCGCUACCCAGACGCGUACACGGCUGCAGGAAUCCUGCAUGCUCUCGAAAAGGUGUACGCCUCUGGCAUCACCAAAUGGGAAGGCGACCUCUCCUUCUUGAAUACCUGGACUUCAUUCCUUUCUCAACCUGGCUACUUUGAGCAAGAGACAUUCUCCGGGCCGUACUCUGGUCUCCUGAAUGCCUUCAAACGUGGCUCGGAAUAUCGCUCCAAGUACGGACAUCUUUGGGACGGCCAGUCCACCAUUCCCAUCUUCGCCGGCGGCUACGAACGUGUGGUCGAGACAGCACGGUACUUUGGCAUGGGCUUUUUUGGCUACAACUAUUCCACCGCCGCAGCCAUGAAUAUCAUCUCCGAGAAUUACACAGAAGGUGCCAACAGCAUCACUCCGACCUGCCUCGCCGACACCGGCUUACUGUCCUGCUUUUUCACUCCGAGAAUGCUGCCGCCCCUUGCUGUCGCGGCUGAGCGAUUCAAUUUCCAGAACCCAGCUCUCAACUUGAACUCGUCCGAUAUCAAAUCACUCAUGAGCUUGGCCGCCUUCGAGCUUCAGGCUCGAUCACACUCGCCGUGGGUAGACGCGUUCACGCUCGAUGAAUGGGUUGCGUUUGGCUACCUUCAAGAUUUGACGUACUACUACUGUGCCGGACCAGGAGAUCCAUAUCAAGUCGCGGUUGGCCAAGUUUUUGCAAAUGCAUCGCUGGCUUUGAUGCAAUCUGGCCCGGAGCAUCUCAGCAUGUCGUGGAACUUUGCCCACGACGCCUAUAUCACUCCGGUUCUGGCAGCUUUGGGUCUGGACACCCCCUCUAGCCCUCUUCCGAACAAUUCUAUUCCGUUCCCGAAUACCUACCGUGUCUCCGACAUGGUGCCGAUGGGUGGACACCUGGUGCUAGAAAGACUCUCAUGUAAUGCCACGGCGCUGAGUACGUCGGGGACAUUCGUCCGUGCGGUGGUGAAUGAAGCUGUCGUCCCAUGGCCAAAGUGCCAGACCGGCCCUGGGUAUUCCUGCCCAUUGGAAGACUUCUCCGAUAUAGUCCAUCAGAUCCCCAACUUUGUAGAGAAGUGUGGUGUGGCCAAGGCUGGUUAUCCCGAGUACCUGGACUUUUGGUGGAAGUACAACACAACAACGGACUUGAACUACCAGAAAGGGCCGAUUAGGUAUCAAGAAAAGUAUACCUUGGAAUAA
Molecule: messenger RNA, 1419 nt
Organism: Exophiala spinifera
Lineage: Eukaryota; Fungi; Ascomycota; Eurotiomycetes; Chaetothyriales; Herpotrichiellaceae
Exons: 2
Coding region: 1-1419 (472 amino acids)
Cellular component (GO): fungal-type cell wall
Molecular function (GO): acid phosphatase activity
Source: RefSeq, a predicted model, not a curated record